Rhodofomes roseus is the source of this 2473-nucleotide messenger RNA. RefSeq lists its product as uncharacterized. The record is from RefSeq and is a predicted model, not a curated record. Bases 278 to 2026 code for a protein of 582 amino acids. The transcript has 6 exons. NCBI's taxonomy places the organism in Eukaryota, Fungi, Basidiomycota, Agaricomycetes, Polyporales, Fomitopsidaceae. Gene Ontology annotation, cellular component: endoplasmic reticulum membrane. Gene Ontology annotation, molecular function: sphingosine-1-phosphate phosphatase activity.
GUCAGGCCCGCCGGCACUGAGGCUGGGCGUGUGAUACCCCACCCGGCUCACCGCCACCGUUGAUUUAACACGCUGCCCCGCGAAGCCCGUUCUGCGGCCGCGCCCUUCCCAUCUCCCAUCCCAUUCCCACCGACCGUCCAACUCUACCGCUCACGAACCCUCACGUCACGUCCAAGUAAAUAUCUUACCACAGCCCGCCUACUCUCACACUAGACCAUACGCCCACGUCUCAGACGGCCGCUCGCUUGCCCCGGACAACGCUGAGACAAAAAUCGCCAUGCCCUCCAUCAUGACCCAAAACGCAGGCACUGGUAGCCAGCUGGCUGGCUACCCGUUCGUCGAGGACAUGGACGCCUCGAGCCCUACGUCGGAGAAGUUGUUCAGCUGCGGCAGCAGCAUACGCUCGGAGUCGCGGUCGUCGUCCGUCUCGCCCGACGAGGACAGACGUGUGUGGGAUGAGAAGACGGGGUACGGCGUGGAGGGCGAGCCGCGGAGCGAGGGCGAGGUGUUUGCGGGCAUCGGGCUGCUGCCUGAGGAGGUCUACGAGGAGGCGAUGAACUCUUGGAGGAGUGGGAUCCGUCGGCGCAUCCGUGACAGCGUCGUCUGGGAGUCGGAGGUGCUCGCGAAGAUGCAGGAGGCUGUCCGUACGCCGUUCCUGGACAGGUACUUCGUUUAUACGUCCUCCCUCGGGACGCAUACGUUCUUCAUGAUCUCCUUGCCUGCUUUCGCGUUCUUCGGUUAUGGAGACGUUGCUCGAGGACUUUUGCUGGUUCUUGCGCUCGGAGUCUAUGUAUCCUCGUUCGUGAAGGAUGCAAUCUGCUCGCCUCGGCCAUUCGCUCCUCCCGUUACGAGAUUGACCAUCGGCACGCACCAUCACGAGUAUGGCUUCCCCUCCACACAUACGACUAACAGUGUCUCCAUGGCCCUAUUCUUCUUCACGCUCCUCCACCAAGCCUACAUAAGAUCUGCAGCAUCCGUUGUGUCCUCCGUCAUCUCCCUUCAAAACUCGACGGCCAUCGUCCUUGACGAGGUCGCUGUGCCCUCUCUGAGGCAGGACAUCUUCAUCUCAAGCAAUGCCUACACUGUCUGCGUCGGCGUGCUGCUGUUCUACGUGUUCUCCAUCGUGUACGGGCGGCUGUACACAGGCAUGCACUCGUUCACGGACUGCGUGUGCGGGUUCGUCCUCGGGACGGGCAUCUGGGCUAUUCAUCUAUUCUACAGCGAUGCCCUGCAUGUCUGGAUCCGCGACUCCGACUGGAUAGUCCCCGCCGUGACGAUCCCGGUUUCCCUGCUGAUGGUUCACAAACACCCGCAGCCCGUGGACGACUGCCCGUGCUUCGAGGAUGCGAUCGCCUUCGUCUCCGUCGUGAUGGGCGAGAUCCUCUCGCGGUGGUACAUGUUCCACCACGGGUACGACGAGAGCUUCUUCGUGCGUAUUCAACCCGGCAGUCCCUGGGGCAACUGGGUGGACGCCAUGACCUGGUGGUCCUUGGCCAGCAUGAAGAUGGUUCUCGGCAUCCUCGUCAUCUUCAUCUGGCGUAUCCUCGCGAAGAGCAUGAUGCACUUCGUCCUCCCCCCGCUCUUCCGUCUCCUCGCGCACGCUUUCACGCUCCCGCAUCGCCGGUUCUACACGCCCGCGACGGACUACAAGAACGUCCCGGCCGAGAAGGGCCUCUACCCUAUCCCGUCCGUCAUCGACCUCCCGAGCAUGCUCGAGAUGGAGAUGGACGGCGCGGGCGGCGCGAGUGGGCACCGGUUCGGCGUGCCCGGCGGGAUCUACGGCGAGCGCAACGUCAAGCUGCGUGGCGCGAAGGCGCGGGGAAGGGCCCCGCGCGACGCGUACCCCACGGAGAAGGUCGGCCUCGGGCUGGGCGUGGACGAGUACGGGGCGAAGCGGGAGGAGGUGAAGCACUACGACGCGGAUGUGUUGACGAAGGUCAUCGUCUAUUGUGGGAUCGGCAUGCUCGCGUGCGGCCUCAUCCCUGUCAUGUUCGAGAUGCUGGGAUGGGGUGUCCGUGUGAACUGAAUGCCGAGCGUGCGCUGUCGUGGUCGAUGCGUUCGUGAGUGUGCACGGAGCAGUGUAACGAUUACGAGUCUAACCAGGGAAGUUGUAACGCAUACGCAUACGCAUACCCCCUUCUGUAAUACGAGCGUUGCCUUCGUUUGUUGCUCGCCCCACGAUAAUCUUGUAUCCAUCUUUCGUACUUCGUAUAUCGUACCCAAUUACUGUCGCUGUUGCGUUCAGAGCAAAGAUGGUGCCGUUAGCUGAGACUUGUCGCAUCGUUCCCUCUGGCAAUGGACAGUGACUACAUCGUCGGUAGCUCGCCGCUGUAUGCUGGUCUUUAUUGACAGGCUUUACUGCAACAGAGGCAGAUAUACGUUGGGCUGUCCGCAGUCACGAGCCUCGUCAGAAGGUCCUCGUACUUCGCACCAGCAGGCAACAAGGACUGUAAUAGGCAUUGUCGGCAUCGAC